AGUUCCUACUUGUGUAGUUCUCGUGUCAGAAGUAGUAGUGCCAGUUCAAGUUUAAGUAUCAAAAUAACUACGCUUGCUUGCAUCGCGCCGUUUCAUUCGUACGCACCUAAUUUUUUCGACUCGUCGUGGCUACCUCUACCAGCACUUCUAUAAUUUGUCUUGCAUGAAGACCACGAACCCGGACGCCUCGUCCACGAUCGCUUCAAGAAGAUGUUGCCGGAAGACCUGAACCCGGGGAACCGUGACUACAAAACCGUGCCGCUUCUUUCCGCAGACGAGCAAAACCGGAAUCAAGAAAGGGAAGGCCACAACGACCUCUCUGGCGCAGCUUCUAGUAGUUCCAGACCUGCUAGAGGUAACGACACCUCCGACGUGGGUCCUUCAACAUCCGUCGCAAGCGCGGCCAACACCCUAUCCACAGAAAAAAACCCAUCCACAUCCAUUUUUUGCAUGACAAACACAUCCAUUUUAAGUUUAUAAACGAAUGGGACGCCCUGCCCUUAGCCUUCCAACAUGACAAACACAUGAUUUGAUACGUGUUCUGCAUGACAAAUUGGAUACGGAUGGGUUUUUUUCUGUGGAUACACCCACACUUCCGACGAUACCCGGCGGACGAAACAGAACAUAUCAAAUGUAAAAAUGUCUGGGUCUGGAAGAAUGCAACUUGUGAUGCUGCAUUUGGAUGUCUAAGAAAUUUGUGUUGCGUGAGCAGCAAAAGGAGUCUAAUUGUUGGUACGCGGAGAGGGCAUUUGUCAUGCGGAAUAGGCAUCAAGAAUCCCUGAAAAAGAUUGUGAUGCUAGGGCAGGCAUCACAGACAUCAUGGCUCAUGCAAACCGUUCAUGACAAGUCUCAGAAUCUUCCAGACCCAGACAUUUUUGCAUUUGAUAGAACACGAAUACCAGCAAGUCCGGUGGUAAUUUAUUCCCAGUCGGGGGCGAAUCUUCUGCCGCCGGAUCAUCUAGUAGCUCCUCGUCCUCUUCGAACAGUUCUUCCAGUAAUCGCGAACCCCCCUUGGACAAGCGGAACAAGGACGUCGAACGGAAAAAACAUUAUUUUCAAAAUUUUUCACAAGAGUGUCACUGUAAUCAAACUAGCAGCUUAUCUCAGUGCGUCCUGUUGUUUAUCAGGGUUUUGCUCAGUUCAAAAUCAAAAAUUUCCAUUGCAAAACCACACUGAUGUCUGAGUAGGUGCCGAAGCUCAUGCUGUAGAGCAAGUUGCAAUCUUUUGUCUGACAAAACCGCAAACCCUUUUCAUCAAAAUGUUGUUUCUACUCUAAGUAUGCCUUUUUCUUGAAGAUCUGCCGCGUAUCGAGAAUUGCUUGGCGUUUGCUGCUCAUACAGCAUAAAUUUCAUUUCAGCAGCGGUGUCAUAGUAGGCACGCAAUUUUGCAGGUAGUAGAACGCGAAGAACCAGAAGACCUGUAAUAUACAACUCGCACGACACUGCAGACAAUGUCGCGUCUUCAGUUUUCAGCCACAUAGCUCGAAGUUGGAAAAGCGACAGAGUUC
Molecule: messenger RNA, 1507 nt
Organism: Amoebophrya sp. A120
Lineage: Eukaryota; Dinophyceae; Syndiniales; Amoebophryaceae
Source: the annotation of a GenBank genome assembly